Messenger RNA from Adineta steineri, 867 nucleotides. Lineage: Eukaryota; Metazoa; Rotifera; Eurotatoria; Adinetida; Adinetidae. The record is from the annotation of a GenBank genome assembly.
AUGUCAGCACAAGUUACUAAUAUUAUUCUGGAUCUAUUGAUUAUUGGAAGUGCUACACUUGCAGUAUUAGUAUCUCUUAUAAUGAUUUUAAUAAUGUUAAUUCAUAAAUCAACUAUAAAACGUGAUCGAACAGCUCAUUUAUUAUGUAUUAAUAUGUAUGUAUCUCUUUUAAUUGGUUGUGGUAUGAUUUUAAUCAUUUACUGUUACACUCUUUAUGGUCAUAUUUAUAUAAUCAUUUCAUUUGAUGGACCAUGGUGUUAUGCACAAGCUUAUUUACUUUAUGUUAGUGGAUGUGGAUUUUUCUAUUCAUAUUUACUUCAAGCUAUUUAUCGACUUUGUCGAAUUGUACAUUAUACAAAACCAUCAUUACAAUCUUUUCGAUUAUAUGUAUAUGGAAUAGUUAUUCAAUGGAUUCUGAGUUUUCUACAAGUUAUACCAGUCCUUUUACUUAGAACAUUUGAAUAUCUUUCUCAAGAUUAUCAUUGUCAAAUAGCAAUAUAUAAUGUACGAGGUUUAAUUAUGGGUUUAUCAAUGGUUCAUAUGAUACCAAUUUCUUUAACAACAAUUUGUUGUAUUUAUACAAUGAUGUAUAUACGAAGAAGAAGUGUUAUAAGGAAAUCAAUUCGUCAACAAGCUAAUGAUCGUCGAGAUUUUCUUGUUUUAAAACGUAUAUUUAUACUUCUUAGUAUUUUAAUUGCAUCGGGUAUGCCAACAUUAGGUAUUAGUUUAUUUUUUCAAAUUUCUGGAUAUCUUCCAUUGUGGUCGACUCAAUUUCAAUGGUUAACAGCAACUUUUUCAAUAUUUACUGUUUCUGUGAUUCUAAUAUUUGUUUCACCAAAUAUACCAAAGUUUUGGAAACGACAAUGA